AUGGAUUGGUCGCUCAAGGCGUCGGCGCGGUGGACGAGCGAGACGUCGAUGCGUUGGAUCGCGUCGGUUGGGGCGUGUACGAUGAGUGAAGGCGUGCGAGCGUACUCCAAUGGGUCGACGAUGACGACGGUGAGAGAGGACGACGCGGCGGCGAAGCAGCGGGCGAUGACGAGGGCGACGUAUUCGUGCGCGUUUCCGGGAGAGACGAUGUCGGGCGAGCAGUGCGCUUUGAUGCGCGCGUCGGCGAGUGGUAUUGAGUGGAUGAAGCAGCGAGAGGCGAUUUGGAACGAAGCCUUGGUGAGUCUGUACGGAUUGCUCAGGGUGCGGCAGUGCUACGCGUUUUACGUCGUCUAUCGCGAGCGAACUGUUUUGUUUUGCGCUCCGGGAGUCGGCGGCGUUGAGGACGGUGGGUACGCGGUGGUCACGCAGAGUAAUGCAAAGUUUCGACGCGCGCUCACGGACGCGGCAGUUGUUUUCACGAGUGCAGACGCGGAGGCAGCGGCUAUAGACCAGGCAAAGAAGGAUUACUCGAGGACGUGGCGUCCUGAGGACGAGGCUCGAGGUGGGUUGCUCGACGAGCUCGAGGGAGGCGGCGCGAGCAGAGCGAUGGAUAACACCGAGGUAACAGCGCAAUUAGCAAAGAUGGACGCACCGAACGCGGCAAGGCGCAAGGCGGCGGAUACGAUAAUAUGUCGUGGCGCUAUCGCCGUCCACGGACUCCUGAGCGUGCUCAUGGAGGCGUCGGGCGCCGAUCCGGGCAGUUUAGACGGCGGUCCUCAAGACGUCCCGCUCUUGCUCGCGCCCGUUCCUUUCGCACACAGCUCACUCAAGCCUUUAUCUCUGAAGAUUCAGUCGAAUAACGCGGUGAUUCGACAGGAAGCGAGGGACACCGCGCGCACUCUUCAGGUGUUUCCGCCGACUUCGACGGCGGCGGCGAUGCGAGCGACGUACACGGCGGAGACUGCUAGAAACGAAUUGAUACCACCGUGGACGCUCGCUCGCGUGUGCGCGGCGCUGACGCUAAAUCACGAAGAAUAUUCACUCUCGUGCACGUCCGUUCCGCACACGUGCGGUCUGAACGUCGGUGUUUUGGCCGCGCGAAACAUGUCGGAGCAGUCGUCGCGUCGCGAGGUUGAGUUGAUUCGUGAGCGCGACUACUACGACGACGCGGACACGUUCAGGAUUGCCGCCGCGCCUCAGCUCGAAUCGUCCAUCAUCACUCGCGCCGAGUACGUGAACAAGACGUAUUACGUCUCCUGA
Molecule: messenger RNA, 1260 nt
Organism: Ostreococcus tauri
Lineage: Eukaryota; Viridiplantae; Chlorophyta; Mamiellophyceae; Mamiellales; Bathycoccaceae
Product: Donson
Exons: 1
Coding region: 1-1260 (419 amino acids)
Biological process (GO): nuclear DNA replication
Cellular component (GO): nucleus
Source: RefSeq, a predicted model, not a curated record